UUUAGAAUAUCGCUGGCGUUUGGAGAAGUCAAUCGAUUUUUAAAACGCGUCGAGCGCGCAUCGUUCCACACUCUCGAAACAUAUACGAAACGAAGUCUACGAAAAAUCAUAAAAAUGGCAUUGCGCAAGAAAAACGACUACAUACCCAUUAAAUGCGAGGGAUGGAAUGGCAAAUUCGAGUAUCCUGACGGUGCUGUCAACAAUGUAUCGAAAAUCCGUCGCUACAAUCAAAAUGUGACUAAUACAAACAACUUUUAUGGAUUCAAUACGGAACCUAUUGUCUUGCCCACCGCAUGGGACGGCACCUUUGUCAAAAGUGGUGAGACACGGAUCAAACCCGAGCGCAAUCGUUCCGAUGAUCAGGACUACUUCGACUACAACACGGAUCCAACCAUUUUGCCACCCACUUGGAGCGGAGAAUUCGUUACCGAUCCAAACGAUGUGCGCAUCAUACCUGAGCGUAACUUUUCCGAUCCCAGGGACUAUGCCGAGGCUAAACGCUUCAAGGUAGUUCAACAUUAAGUGAGAGUGAAAUAUGAAGUGUAGCAUCUACUAACAAUGUAUUGUUCUACUGAUAAUAUUUUGGGAACACUUUCUCCGAAUUACAACAUACAUACUACUUUUUCUAUGUUCUCUUCGGUUACACAUUGAAAUUAACCUAAGCGUUGUAUUUGAGUUUUUUAUUUUUAUUGAUAUGUAUUUAUUAUUACACGUAAUAAAAAAAUUGU
This is a messenger RNA of Drosophila nasuta, 728 nucleotides long. RefSeq lists its product as uncharacterized. The coding region runs from base 115 to 522 and encodes 135 amino acids. The record is from RefSeq and is a predicted model, not a curated record. The transcript has a single exon. NCBI's taxonomy places the organism in Eukaryota, Metazoa, Arthropoda, Insecta, Diptera, Drosophilidae.